UCCAUCCCUCACAUAUGCGUUUGAUCUCUGGGACGAACAAUCUACUAAAUGCCAGACGCCAUUCUGCUCGUUCCAAAAUACCUCGACCUCCUGUACUCCUCCAUUAUUCAGGUCUCAACGCUCACUCGAGUCUAAAACGGCUUUUCUUUUUUGGUGCCUUUAUGUGGAUCUACUAAGCAGAGGAUCGUUGGGUGGGGAGAAACCACCAUGUCAGCAGGCCCAGUUGGCAGCAGACCCAGCCACAGGCCCACCAUGUCAGCAGGCCCAGUUGACGAGGCCAGCUCGGCGCGCAGCCGCUUUUGGACUAGCGCUCGAUCUUCCCGCGAGAAAUCCGAGUUUCGAAGGCUCCUCGGCCGCUCGAAACGAAAGCCACGUGGCAUUUGGCCGAUCCGCGUUUUCCCGGCGGUCCUCCUUGUCUUGAUCGUCCUGGCCCGAUCCACUCUCAGUGAAAGCAGCGAAUGCAGCAGCGGCAGUAGCAGCAGCAGCAGCAGCAGCAGAAGUGAAAGCAGCAGUGAAUGCGGCAUCGACAGCAGAAGCAGCGGCAGCAGCAGCGGCGGCGGCAGCAGCGGCGGAGGUAGCAGUGAAUGCAGCAGCGAGAGCAGGGACCUUAGCGGCCUCGAUGUUAUCGGGACGAGUCAGGGGGAUACCGCCGCUCAUGCGGAUAGCGGAUUAGGCGGUGAAAGCGACGAUGAGAUCGACCAUGAAAUCGGCGAGCGAUUCGAAGAUGAAUUGGAUCAACUAUAUGGGGAUCAUGAUGGUGAUAAUAGUGAUGGAUUAUUUGAGGAUGCAGUGGAGCAUGCUUUUGAAGAGGAUGGCGAGUUUUUGGACCAGGAUAGCGAGUUUCCUUUUGACGAGGGCGUUGAAAUGGAGGGGUGGGAUGACGCGGAUGAUGACGUGGUGGGCGCUGACGCAGAAGAUGACGUGGAAGAUGACGCGGAAGUCGAUGAGGACGUUUGGAGCGACUCUGACGAUGACGACAAUGAGGGUUUCAGCACGGACGGCAAUGAUGAUGAUGAUAAUCGUUUCGAAAAUGAUGGCUUCGAAAGUGGUGAUUUCGAAAAUGAUGGUUUUGAGAACAUUGAUUCUGACAAUGGUGGUUUCGAAUCCGAUCUCGGCUCGGGAUCGGACUGGGAUUCGGAUUCGGAUAUCGAUCCGGAUUUCGAUCUGAGCGACAUAUUCGCAUACGAGAGGGAGGGUUCCGCGAUGGUGCCGCUGCCAGAGAGGGAGGCGCGAUUGGUGGAUGAACUGCUGACGUGGAUGGAGAGGCACGGGGACCAAUCGAAGGAAGGCGGCGGGCUGCGAUCAAAGAUUCAGGUCCUCGCCAUUACCAGCCCCGCUUUCUACUCCUGCGCUCCCCCCACCCCCCCUCUCCCCUCCCGCCUCCCCCUCGGAAUCCUCUCCUCCUCCCACACCGCCCCUGGCUCCACCCUCAUCCCCAUCCCCUUCCCCCUGUGGCUCUCCAAACGCCACGGCGGCUGGGACUCGCGCCUGAAUCGCCCCGCCUCUCCUCCCCCCGCUCCUUACAAGCACGCGGGGGACGAUGUGACUGUAGCCGCGUGGCUUCUAAGGGAGUGGAAAAGGGGUUCUGCGUCGUUUUAUGCCCCGUGGAUUAAUCUCCUGCCGGGCUAUGUACCACUGCCUAUUUUCUGGGACGAGGGGACAUUACAGGAGUUAGAUAGUGGGGAGAUGGUAGAGAGGGUUGAGGAGUCGUUGAGGUAUGUUGAGGAAGCGUACUCUCUUUGCUCUCCUGAUUCCAUCGCUGGGGCUUCUCUAGACGAUUUUAAAUGGGCGGUCUCGAUCGUGUGGUCGCGAUCUGUGCCAAUCUCGGCCGUUGGUUUGAAGGACAGGGAGAAACGGGGGAAGCGGAGGGGGAAGGGGGGGAAGGGAAGGAAGGGGAAGAAGGGAAGGGGAAGUGGAGAGGGAGGAGGGAAGGGAGAGCAGGAGGAGGCGGACGAGGAGGAUUUUUGGCAGUAUAUGGAGGAGGAGGCGGAGGGGGAGGAGGAGGAGGGAGAGGGGGGGGAAGGGGUGGGGGAGGAGGGGGAAGAGGUACACAUGCUGCUGCCGCUGUUGGAUCUGUUCAACCAUGAGUUCUACUACACGGCAGACUGGCAGCCCACCAUCCACUCCUCCACCGCUGACAUCAACAUCUUUGCUGCUGACGUCAUCUCGCCAGGCGGGCCAAUCAGCGUGGGCUAUGGCUCCAUGGACAACGCCCAGUUCCUUCUUCUGUACGGCUUCGUGCCGCCCAACAACCCGUUUGACCGAUUCGUCCUUUUUGAAAACACUGCAGAGCUCCUUGACUACUAUGAGACAAAAUACUUGGCUGCGGCUACAGAAGGCACGUUAGAAGGAGUGGAUUCUGGCACUGGUGCUGUAGCUGGUACUGAUGGUGAUAAAGGAACGGAUUUUAGUGAGAAAUACCCGUGGCUGACUGGCUCGUUUGAUCGAGACUUGGCCGCAGCUUCGGUAACGACUGCCAUAUCUGCGGUGGAGGCUCGGCAACCGCACUACACAGCCGAGCAUGAGUUGGAUCAGCAGCUGUUAGGCAUGGCAGCGGGUGCGGUGGGAGGCUCGGAAGCACUGGCGAUAGGCAGGGAGGGGUAUGUGGAUGCCCGUCUGCUGGCCGCUCUCGCUGCACUCAGCCAGUCCUCACGUGACACUGCCUUGGACUCUCAGGCCUUAGCAGAGGCCAUUCUGCGUUUCGUAUUUCGAGGCGGGGUCACCUGUGAUUCUUUGAAGCAGCAGCAGGUGUACCAUUUGGCAGUUGUGGAAGCACCAGCAGCCUCCGCAGGAAGAGGAGGGGGGGAGGAGGGAGCAGGAGGGAAGGGUGAUGGAGGAAGAUCAGGCAACAGUGCAGUGGAUGCAGCAGCACGCUCUGCAAUGCUCGCAGGGUCCAUAAUACGAGCUGUUGACGUGUUACGUAACAUUCUGCAUGCUACACUACACGGAUUCAGCAGCACGUUUAUCGACGAUUAUAACCUGCUAAAGAGGACGCUUGUAGGGGACGCCUCGUGUGACACAGGUGAUCGAGGAAGGGGGGGAAAGGAGGAGAGUGGAGGGAAGGGGUAUAGCAGCAAUGGAGAUAGAAUAGCCAGCAGCAGCAGCAGCAGCAGCAGCAGCAGAAGUGACAGAAGCGGCAGCAGCAGCAGCAGCUGCAGCAGCAAGGAGAGGGUGGGUCAGAGUGAAGGGACAUGUGGAGUGCCUGUGUUGCAGCUACCAGAGGAGAAGGUUCAGGCCAUUAAGUACCGGCUCUCAGCUAAGCAACUGCUGCUACGAGCACUUAGCUUCUUAGAGGAUGCUUGUCCACAAGAGGAAUCGAGUGAUGGUGAUGGUAAUGAGUCGGAGUAUACAGAGGAUGCAAGUGCAAGCCGUGCAUGACAAUGCUCUCCAUUGUCUUUUCUG
Molecule: messenger RNA, 3402 nt
Organism: Closterium sp. NIES-67
Lineage: Eukaryota; Viridiplantae; Streptophyta; Zygnematophyceae; Desmidiales; Closteriaceae
Source: the annotation of a GenBank genome assembly